Molecule: messenger RNA, 1098 nt
Organism: Lucilia sericata (common green bottle fly)
Lineage: Eukaryota; Metazoa; Arthropoda; Insecta; Diptera; Calliphoridae
Product: RNA polymerase II degradation factor 1
Exons: 7
Coding region: 163-957 (264 amino acids)
Source: RefSeq, a predicted model, not a curated record
UUGCUUUAAAUAUCAACAUUACAACUGGAAUUAAUAAAAUUAAAUCACACAAUUCUAUCAAAUAAAUAAAUUUUGUUUAAAUUUGAAACAAAUCUGUUAAUAAAAACUAUAUUUUAUAAAAGAACGUUCGUUAAUAUAAAAAAGUAUCUGAACAUCUUAAAAAUGGAAGCGAAACGUAGUAAUACUGUGCAAUAUCAAAACAAUGGUCAUCGUGUUACCACAAGUUCCUCGAAAACCCAAGUCAUGAAGAAAAAUGCCAGCGAAAUAAGUUUGACUCCCAGUCAGGCAGCUGAGCAAGCUAAACUAAAUGGUCGCAAACAUCCUUUAGAUGCUUUAAGUAAAUUGCCUAAUAAACAGGUUACUGUGGAACGUAGAUCGGGUCUACAAGAUGUGGAUGAGGAAUAUUUGAAGCAAAAUGUUUUUCGAAAACCUCUGUUUUCUAGGAAUUCGGGUUUAAAUGAAGUUAAUGCCUCUCAAAAUCAAAUGACCAAUGUGCCAGCCGCAGGACAGCAUUCAAUUCCUCCCUCCGAAGGAUCUGUGGCAAAUCCAAUAAUAUCGCAGGCUCAAUUAAAAGUUCAACAGAAUUAUCAAGAACAUCUACCAGCAAAUAUGACACCAUCGCAAAUUCAAAUGCAAUCUCAAGUUCAGAGUGCAGCUGGAACUAUGCCAACAGUACAAAAUAACCAGCAAACAAUGAAUGGGAAAAAUCAAAUUAAUCAUCCUGCAGUAUCGGUGCAACAGGAUUGUCAGCAACAACAGCAGCACCAUCAACAAAAUGCCCAACAACCUCAAACGACUAUUUACAAUAAUACUUUAACAAAUCAAGAACCUGAAAUGUGUACAACUUGUCCUAAUUGUCAGACCACAAUUUAUUUAGUACGUGGAGCUGAUGUUAGUAAUGAUAUGACACAAAAAGAAUACCAAACUCAUAAUGUGCCUGCAACACCAUCAGGCUAAACUUGAUUUCGUCAAAUUUAUUGAAUAUUCAAAAUUUCAAUUUGUUAUGAAAUUUAUUAUUGUUAUUUUGCAAAUGAUUUGUUAAAAUUAAUAUCGUUCUGAAUUAAACUUUGAAUAAACAAUAAGGAGUUUGUAAUCGGA